AGCCCGCCCAAUCAACAACACGAAACAGCAACCCUAGAGACGAGAGAGAAAUAAAAGGUUUGCGAGAGUGAAAGAUAGGGUUUUGGAAGGAAGAUGGCGAAGUUCAAUGUGGUGCAGAAGAUGCGAAGAGCUCAAAUAGCGGAGAGAAAGAGAGCGAUUCAUGGAGAUCCUAUAACUGGGAAGCUCAAGACUAAGCCCCAGUCCCUCUCUGUCUCGGGCAAACGCAAGCGCAAGCUCUUGAAAAAAUGGCGCAGGGACCAGAAGGAGGCUGUGGAGAAGGGUCUACUGAACAUGGAAGAUGUGGAAAUGGCAUCAGCUGAAGGUACAUCUCAGGACACCAACAGAACACCAACGGUGUUCCACAUGAAGAAGAGUCUGAAACUUAAAAAACUAAAGCGCAGAGGUAAGGGCAAAAGAAAAUCGUCUACAUUAGCUGCAGCUGCUGAAAUUUCCAGGGAUGCGAUGGCGGAGUAAAAUGAUGAGAAAGCAUACAGGUUAACUCAAUUUGUUGUAAUGUUUCUGAGAACACGGGGGGCAGAGAUAGUUUAUGAUUAAGAUCUACAAUACGAGGAAGAAGAAGAGAACGCGCUAGAAGAGGAAAACAUAGCCCCAAAAAGAGGCUUAAAGGUGGGGUUGUAUUGUCCAAUGUUAGUACCGUCUUUGUAACUCGGUCUUUUAAGGUUGCUUCCCCCCCAUAUUGGCUGUUACUCCCAAACUUAUUUUCUUUUCCUACUCUUCUUGAAUUUGAUCAUCUGUAGCCUUUUUUGUCCGACAUAUUUAAGUAGUUUUAUAAUUGAUGUAAUGCAUUUUAAGUGAUUUUAUAAGUGAGUCAUAUAAAUGUGAAAUUACUUUAA
Carya illinoinensis is the source of this 854-nucleotide messenger RNA. RefSeq lists its product as uncharacterized. The transcript is spliced from 4 exons. The coding region runs from base 94 to 474 and encodes 126 amino acids. Lineage: Eukaryota; Viridiplantae; Streptophyta; Magnoliopsida; Fagales; Juglandaceae. The record is from RefSeq and is a predicted model, not a curated record.